GUUUCCCCUUUCUCUGAGAGGGCUAAACACCUAAAAUAUUUCUCUCAUUGACUAAAGAGUUAAGCCUAUACUAUCUACUUUGGAAACAAAUUUCAAAGGUAAGAAAAAGCCAUUGAAAGAGGAAGAAAGACACUACCACCUCAAAGAACCUAAAGAUCUAAAGGUAUCAGAAUUCCAAAAAAAAAGAAAUGGCUUCAUCAUCAUCAUCAAAUACAUACAACUCACCAUGCGCCGCGUGCAAGUUUCUUCGCCGCAAAUGCAUGCCGGGAUGCAUAUUCGCGCCAUAUUUCCCCCCUGAGGAGCCACACAAGUUCGCCAACGUCCACAAAAUCUUCGGAGCAAGCAACGUCACCAAGCUCCUCAACGAGCUCCUCCCUCACCAGCGUGAAGACGCAGUCAACUCCUUAGCCUAUGAGGCCGAGGCACGUGUCCGUGAUCCUGUCUAUGGCUGCGUUGGAGCCAUCUCUUAUCUCCAGAGGCAAGUCCAUAGGCUUCAGAAGGAGCUUGACGCCGCUAAUGCUGAUUUGGUUCACUAUGGUCUGUCCACGUCAACACCUAACCUCGUCGACUUGGUGUUUCAGCCUCAACCGCAGCCGUUGAAUCCGGUUUAUAGGCUUCCCGGAGUGAGUCCGGUGAUGAAUCAGCAGCCACGUGGUACCGGAGGGUCGUGUGGGUCUUUUCUUCCUUGGAACAAUGGUCAUGAUCAGGGAGGAGGUAACAUGUGAGAGAGUAUAUAUAAAUUGUGUGUUCUAUAUAUUCAUCUCUCUCUAUCUUUCUAUAUUUAUGUCAUUAUUAUGUGUGUGUGUGUGGUAAGAAUACAAUAUAAUAAGCUGGAAUUUUUUUCUAGCCAACUUUUAUAAAUGCAUGGACUGUUAUUUGUUUU
Eruca vesicaria subsp. sativa (arugula) is the source of this 883-nucleotide messenger RNA. The record is from the annotation of a GenBank genome assembly. NCBI's taxonomy places the organism in Eukaryota, Viridiplantae, Streptophyta, Magnoliopsida, Brassicales, Brassicaceae.